Messenger RNA from Adineta ricciae, 4422 nucleotides. NCBI's taxonomy places the organism in Eukaryota, Metazoa, Rotifera, Eurotatoria, Adinetida, Adinetidae. The record is from the annotation of a GenBank genome assembly.
AUGAGUCCUUUAAUUGUCAAUCAAGCCUUUCGUGCUUGUGUUCAUCUGAACGAGUUUCGACGUGGAAAAACUAUUCAUCAAGAAUUACCUGCAAGUUUACUUAACAAUCAAUAUAUUCGCACUAAUCUCAUUCGAUUAUAUAUGAACUGUAACGAUGUUGAUAAAGCACGAGAAAUUUUCUCUACGGCACCAAAGAAAUCAGUUGUCAUGUACAAUACAAUGAUCGAGGGCCUUGGAGAAAAUAAUCGAGAAAAAGAAGUUUUGAAACUAUUUGAAAAGAUGUCUGUGACACCAAAUGCUUACACUUAUAGUAUUUUAUUCAAGCUUUGCACUCAAUUACCCGAUCGUGACGUAUUUGAGUUUUGUAAAACGGGGUAUCUUUCACAUGGAAUGCCGCAAAAAGCAAUUGAUCUCUUUUUCCAACUUGACAAACCCGAUGAAAUAGCGACAGGAGCGUUUUUUAAUGCAUGUUCUCAAGUAAAAGACAAAAACACGUUGGCUUUAGCUGAAAAGGGCUUUUCCCGACUUCGUUCUCCAUCUGAUCGUCUUCUUCAAUCAGUUUUCAAUAUGUACUUCCAACAUGCUGAUAUUUCCAAAGCGAAAAUUCUUUUUGAAAAAGUUCAACGAAAUGUUAUCAAUUAUGCUUCAUUAAUGAAACUAUACAAUGAUCAAAGUCAACCAGAGAAGACUUUAAAAUUAUUUCAAAGAAUGAAAGCUGAACAUAUUGAAGGAGGUUCAGUUGUUUUCGUCUUAUUAAUCAAUGCUUGUGCAAAUAUCCGCUUUUCGUCUUUGUCUCGAUCGAUUGUGAAACAAAUUCCACAAUAUUUGCUUGAUGAUUACUGGUUGCAAAGAUCACUCAUAUACAUGUGGGAUAAAUCAGGUUCAGUGGAUGAAGCACAACGAGUUUUCAAUCGAAUUGCUCAACCAAGUAGCAUAGCUUUUUCAGCAAUGAUCAAUGCAUACGGUUUGCAUGGAAGAGGAAAAGAAGCAAUUGAAUUGUUUAGUCGAGUUCCAAUGGAAAUGAUAAAUGAUCAGAUUCAUGUUUGUGUAUUAAAUCCAUGUUCUCAUUCGGGCUUGAUUACAGAAGCUGAAGAGAUUUUCAAUAGAAUUCCUUAUGACAAACGAACAGAAAAAGUCUUUACUACUAUGACUCAUUCUCCUUGUUCACAUAUGUACAUGACGAUGUUAUCGAGUGCAAGAAAUCGGAAAGAUGCUGUCUUAGCUCAAAGACUAUUCGAUCGUAUUCGUUUAUUAUUUUCUGAUGACGAAAAGAUUCUUUCAUCAGCAACAGUUGUUUUAGCAAAUACCUAUGGAUUAAGCGAAGAUUUAGCACGAACAGCAGAUCUUCGAACAGAAAUGGCUGAAUCUGGGUUGAAGAAAGUGUCUGGACGAUCAUCGAUGGCGAACUUGUGCACUUUUAUGCGAAUGAUCGAUCAGUUAAAAAAUGAACUAAGUCAACAUGGUUAUCAAUCGGACGAAUCUUGGGUAUCAAGACCUUUGACUGAUGGUGAAACAAACGAGUCUGUUCUAUGGGCACACUCGGAGAGACUUGUCAUUGCUUUUCAAUUGAUUCAAACACCAAAACCGUCUUUCAUUGAAAUAGUACAAAAUCUUCGAAUAUGCCAAGGUUGCCAUACAGCAAUUAAACUAAUAGCUAAAAUUCAUCGAUGUUCCAUUGUUAUUCACGAUGCAAAUCGUAUUCAUCAUUUCGAUACGACAGGAAAGUCAACAAAUCCGAUGCUGGAUCCGACCAUCCGACAAAAUCCUAUAUUGAAUCCGAUGGGAUCCGAAACUCAAGUUUACCCAUCAAACAACACCACAGAUUCAACGGUGUUCACAAAAGAUGUUCGCGUCAAUAAAACAUUCGCCAACGGUGCAGAAAACGAUAUCUAUUUCCUGAUUCUUCUCUUGGCUACCGCUGUCUUUUCUGAUACAGUCUUGCACGCGAACGAUCGUCUAUGGACACUGCAACCAUGGAAAACCAUUGAAUAUGUGUUUGAUCUAGCUUAUACGCUGACAUGCAGUUUGGAUGUAAUGAUUACAUGGUCACGCCGCACAUACUGAACAGAAUUGAAUUCUUCAUUGAUUCACUACAAAGGCAAAUCAAGUAAAGAUCUCAAGUUUGAUAAUAUAUAUAAGUCAACAAUCAAAAUAUCAAACAUUCCCAGAUUAUUGUGGCUCGGUUGGUUCCAACCGGUUAAGUUCGCUUUCCGACGACUUCCUCGCCGCCGGAAGUUCAAACGAAGUUUCCAGUUACUUCCUGACCAUUUCCUGCAAACUUUGAGCUGGAAUCGAAUGGAAUUAUACCGAAACCAACUCAAAGGAGAAAUCUUAGACUCAUUGAACUGUCGUAGUACACGACAUCCACAAACGCCGAAAGCAACAGUAUCUUCCCCAGAAAAGAGAGAUGAAAAGGAAGACGAUGAUGAUGAAGAAGAAGGAGGUAGCAGUGGCGGUGGUGGUGCAGGUGCAGGUUUUACCGAUUUUCUCCAACUUUUACAAGCUAUGUCCGGUGGUGCUAUUCGUAUUCCAUCAAGCAAUGAUGAUGGAGAUGGUGUUUUAGGAACAAGUUCUCGAAAAAAACUAACAAACUUAACUCUACGACAGGAUGCGUCAUCACCGGAUGAUUGUGUUGCACUCAUCAAUACAAUCAUUAAUGAGAAGGUAAUAUUCAUCGUCACGGAUGCGCUCGGAGAUCCUGUUGUGUCACGUAUCCAAGAUCUUCAGCAAAUAUUUGCUAUCUAUGUUUUGUGUCAAACAGAAGAACAAGCAGACAAUUGGUCAACGAAUCAACCGAAAAUUCGUGGAAUUUACACGGAUAUCAAUGAAAUUCUUGUCAAAGUGAAACACGAUAUCGAAACUGAUGAAAAUAAUUCGUUAACAUUUACACACGCAUUACCAACAACUAAUGUCAAACAAGAACCAUUCUUUGUCAUCAAUCAAAUCAUUAAAGAAAUCAUUCUCGAUUCCGACGAAAUGACUGAAGCAAAAAACGAACUUCUUCAUUUCUGCCGAACAGAAUAUAAAGAUAAUCCUGAACAAUUAGCUUUCAUCGAACAAUUCGAGGCGAAUUAUCAAAAAGAAGAUGUUCUAGAAUUGUUUCAAAAACAACAAUUUCUAUACAAAAUGUUAAACAAAGGCUUUCGCAUACCUGAAGUUGAUAUUCUAUUCAAACUACGUUUGUUCAUUCAAGAUCUUCAUCAAUUUAUUAUUGCAUCAUCGAACAACUCAUCGUUGAAAACAAUCUAUCGCUCUCAGUUGGUGACCACUGACGAACUCGAAACAUUGAAAAAGUGCACCGAAGGUGGAUACAUCGCAUUUUCACAUUUCUUUUAUGCGUCAAGUCAGCCUCCUUCUCAGAACCAAUUCACUUCGUCAGAAGAUCACGAAGAGAUUCUUUUUGAGAUCGAUGUUUCCAAUAGCAAUAGUUAUAUGCUCGUCGACGAACAAGUUUUAGUUACAUUUGGUUUAGUCACACGAGUCGCAAAUAUUGACAAAGAUAAGAACGGAAAGACAAUUGUACACUUGACAACCAUUACUGCAGAUGAUCGACAAUAUGACAAGAUUAUUGAACCAAUGAGAAAGGAAACACGUGCGCCGCAUCCAUCACUUCGAAUUGUAAAAUUGUUUGUUGAACUCGGACAGUAUUCCUAUGCAGUUCACCUCGGUCAAGUUUUAUUAGCGGACUCUCCGACGGCGAAAAAAGAUCCUCUCUUGGCAUUAGCACGUACUUAUCAUUCAUUGGGAACUGCAUUGUACGAAAAAGAAGAAUUCGAUGAAGCACUCGAUAUAAUCAAGAAAUCGCAUGAGAUUUACUUACGAUUUCUUCCUGAAGAUGCGCCGCAGUUAUCACCAACAUGGAACAAUAUGGGUUCGAUCUAUUUACGACAGGGAAAUACUGAACUAGCAUUGGAAUAUCAUCAACGUGCCUUGAAUAUUCAGUUGAAAUCACCUAGUCCAGAUCUUCCAUCGAUCAUCUCCUAUUCAAAUAAUAUUGGCGGAGUUUACUUAAAACUAGAACGGUAUGAUGAAGCACUUGUUCACUUUAAACGUGCCUUACAAAUUGAAAUACAAACCCUACCCAAAAAUCAUCCGGAACUAGCAGGAACUUAUCAUCGCAUUGGCGGUGUUUACUUUCGACAGAAUAAUUACGAACAGGCGCUGGAAUAUUAUGACAAAACCCUCGAAAUUGAACUGGCUGCUUUACCCGAUCAUCAUCCCACAGUUGCUGUCACGUAUCAUAAUCGUGGCACAGCUUUAGAAGGUCUAGGCAGACUCGCGGAGGCUGUCGAAAGUGCUGAGAAAGCUGUAGAACGCUUAUUGAAGACUCUUCCGAAAGACCACACACAAGUACGAAUGAAUCAAGCGUAUGUCGAUCGAUUAAAACAAAAGCUAUGGGUUAAACAAUUGUUCACUACUUAA